This is a messenger RNA of Lycium barbarum (goji berry), 1178 nucleotides long. Its product is annotated as abscisic acid receptor PYL4-like. Gene Ontology annotation, biological process: abscisic acid-activated signaling pathway. The coding region runs from base 124 to 750 and encodes 208 amino acids. Gene Ontology annotation, molecular function: protein phosphatase inhibitor activity; signaling receptor activity; abscisic acid binding. Gene Ontology annotation, cellular component: cytoplasm; nucleus. The transcript has a single exon. NCBI's taxonomy places the organism in Eukaryota, Viridiplantae, Streptophyta, Magnoliopsida, Solanales, Solanaceae. The record is from RefSeq and is a predicted model, not a curated record.
AUGAGCAUAUUUUAUAUGUAUGUAUAUAUAUUUAUCCCAAAGAACACAACAAGAAGAACCCUCAACUCUCUCUCUAUUUCAGAUCAAUCAUCCACUAGAAAAUCAGCAUAUUAAAAAAAAAAAAUGCCUCCAAAAUCAUCACUUUUAAUCCAAAGAAUCAACCCCACCACCACCCCUACAACUUCCACCACCACCACCACUUAUAAACAACUACAAAGAUGUACACCAAUACCUUCACCAUGUACAACCCAAGUUCCAGAAGCCGUCAUUAAAUACCAUACUCACACCGUUAACCCUAACCAGUGUUGCUCCGCCGUGAUCCGACGUAUCUCCGCCCCCGUUUCCACCGUAUGGUCCGUCGUACGCCGCUUCGACAGCCCUCAAGCCUAUAAACAGUUCCUCAAGAGCUGCCACAUCAUCGGUGGGGAGGGUGACGUGGGCACGCUCCGUGAAGUGCGGGUAGUCUCGGGACUACCUGCAGCUAGUAGCAUGGAGAGGCUUGAUAUACUUGACGAGGAGCGCCACGUCAUCAGCUUCAGUGUCGUAGGUGGGGACCACCGAUUGGCGAAUUAUCGAUCUGUCACCACCCUCCAUGCGGAUCCGAGCAAUAUUGGGACGAUUGUUGUGGAAUCGUACGUUGUUGAUAUACCACAUGGGAAUACUAAAGAAGAAACGUGUGUUUUUGUGGACACUAUUGUUAAAUGUAACCUCCAAUCCCUUUCCCAGAUCGCUGAGAAUUUGAGCAGAUAACAGAUAGAGGUGACAAAUGAGCUGGUUGGAUCAAAUUUGAACGAGUCAAAACAGGUAAUUUCAUAAAGGGAUUGAUCAAGAUGAGUCAUAAAGAUUGAUCAAGAUGAGUCAAAGAAUGAAUGAUAAUCUAAUUCGUUUAAACAUAGACGAAUUGGAAGAGUUGAUUUUGCAAAAAGAAGGUGGCUGUGAUGAUAUAUUUCUUGAUCGAAAAAAAGAGGGAAACAGAUUAAAACAAGGAUCGAUGAUGCUUUCUUGAUCGUCGGAAGAUGUCUUUUGGGUAGGAAGAUCUUAAAAUUAUUCCAUUUUUUUAACAUGUUUUUUCAUCUCUUGUCCCGGUUGUGAUCACUUGCUGAAGAUAAGAUCAUGAUCUUAAUAAAACAAAUAUUCAUUGUCAUAAACUUGUUAUGUGAGGAAUUUAAUUUGUUUCU